Ogataea parapolymorpha DL-1 is the source of this 477-nucleotide messenger RNA. Its product is annotated as PX domain-containing protein YPT35. Lineage: Eukaryota; Fungi; Ascomycota; Pichiomycetes; Pichiales; Pichiaceae. The transcript has a single exon. Bases 1 to 477 code for a protein of 158 amino acids. The record is from RefSeq and is a predicted model, not a curated record. Gene Ontology annotation, cellular component: intracellular membrane-bounded organelle. Gene Ontology annotation, molecular function: phosphatidylinositol-3-phosphate binding.
AUGUCAGAUGAGCACACUCAUUUGGACCAGAAUUUGGGCGAACUGACAAAAUUGGUGCCUCAUCCAAUUACACUGCAAAACAACUCCAACGAGCAGCUGUUUGCUAGCGAUUCGGUCUGGUGCGCAAACUGUACGAUUGCAGAGCCAACAAUAAUUCAAGGAAUAAACGGAGGGAAGUAUGCGUUGUGGACAAUCGAGUUCGAGACGGUGCGAGGUGCUCGGUUCAAGAUCCGCAAACGAUAUAACGAUUUUGACGAGCUGAGAAACAAGCUCGAAAAGUACACGGGAAAAACGGAACUGCCCAAGUUUCCUCCACGAUCCGGCCUGUUUCAGGACAGAUUCGAUCCUGCGUUUCUGGAGAGUCGUCGCAAAUCUCUGGAAUACUGGCUGAGCAGCGUGGUUUUGAAUCCAGCCAUCUGCUGUCGAAAAGAGGUGAAGGAGUUUGUUCUGGGCAAAAAAUUGAUUAGCGAAAACUGA